This is a messenger RNA of Bipolaris oryzae ATCC 44560, 1608 nucleotides long. RefSeq lists its product as uncharacterized. The coding region runs from base 1 to 1608 and encodes 535 amino acids. Lineage: Eukaryota; Fungi; Ascomycota; Dothideomycetes; Pleosporales; Pleosporaceae. The transcript has 4 exons. The record is from RefSeq and is a predicted model, not a curated record. Gene Ontology annotation, molecular function: transmembrane transporter activity. Gene Ontology annotation, biological process: transmembrane transport.
AUGGCAGGCGGAUCCGAUGAUCUUGACAUGACACCUGUCCCAGGCACCGUCCAUCUGGUGGACCUGGACCACAGCAUGCACGCUCGCCAUGCUGAAGAUGGAGACAUUAUUCUGGAUCCAGCACCCUCAAGCGACCCGGAUGACCCGCUCAAUUGGUCUCCACGCCGCAAACUCAUGUCGACUAUAUGUACCAAUCUAUAUACGUGGAUGACUGGCAUUGCGGUAUCAACAGUGUAUUCUGUAUUGGUGCCACUUUCAGAAGCCUCCGGGGUCUCUGUUUCAACGCUGAACGAAGGCACUGGAUAUAUGUUCUUGUUUUUAGGGUGGGGACUUCUCUUCUGGCAACCGUUUGCUUUACGAUAUGGCAAGAGACUCACCUUUCUGAUAUCGGUUCUUGGAGCAAUUGGCACCAGCAUCUGGAGCGCCCACGUCAAAAGCAAUGGCGAGUGGGUAGCUCGAUGCAUCGUAACAGGCUUCUUCGUCGCCCCUGUAGAAGCUCUCCCUGAGAUCUCAGUGACUGACGUAUACUUCACCCACCAACGCGGACUCUACAUGGGCUACUACGCCCUCUCCCUCGCAGGCAGCAAUUACUUCGCCCCAAUCAUAAGCGGCUUCAUCUCCGAAGGCCAAGGCUGGCAAUGGGUCUUCUACUGGCCCGCUAUCUUCCUCGGCUUUACUCUCGUAUUCCUCUUCCUCUUCCUAGAGGAAACAAACUAUGUCCGGAAACUCGACGGCAUACCCAUCCAAACACCUAGCUUACCAACCCCGCAAAUCGGUGUACCUGACGAAGAAAAGGUUGAAGCAGCGACUAGACAAACGACCGCAAGCGACGAAAUCCAAACCUCUACAAAGACAUUCCUCCAGAAACUCUCCCUCUGGCAGCCUUCCCCUGGCACAAAUGUCUUCGAGCGCGCAAAGCGCAGUCUAGUAUACCUCACCUGGCCUGUGAUUUUCUACUCUGGCUUCAGCUACGGGUCCUACCUCAUCUGGUUCAACGUCCUCAACGCCACCACAUCCAUCAUCCUCGGGGGUCCCGGUUACAACUUCAAGCCCUCGAUGGUCGGUCUCAGCUACGUUUCGUGCUGCAUCGGGGUCGUCGGUGGCGCACUUUUUUCCGGCCGGUUCAGCGAUUGGCUGACUAUCAAGCUCGCGCGUAAGAACAACGGUGUCAUGGAAGCGGAGCACCGGCUCUGGCCAUUCGCAUUAUGUCUGAUUAUGGUACCUGCUUCCCUGAUCCUGUGGGGUGUGGGGGCUGCGCAUGGAGUGCACUGGUUUGGACUCGUGUUUGCGAUGGCAUGUCUGGCUUUUACGUCGACGAUUGGAGUUACGCUCAGUGUUAACUAUAUGGUGGAUAGUUAUCAUGAUAUUAGUGGGGAUGCUAUUGUUACGGUUAUUUUGAUUCGGAACACAAUGUCGUUUGCGAUUAGUUAUGGUAUCACGCCGUGGCUGAGAAACCUUGGGUACCAGAAUUGCUUCAUCUCCGCUGCGUUUAUCGGAAUGGCUGCUUCGUCAAUGUUUCUGGUCAUGAUAAAAUAUGGCAAGGGCAUGAGAGUAAGGAGUAGCAGUGAAUACUACAGCAUUGUUAACGCUGAAAAGGCCUCGUUCUGA